AUGGCCGUCACCUGCCAUUUCAUAGAAAAUUACAGUAUGGCAUCAUGUCUACUGGACUGCUUUGAAUUUAGUGACAGGCACACAUCAGAAAACCUGGCUGAAGAGCUCCACCGAGUGGCAAGAGAGUGGGGGAUGGAGAACAAAGUUGUGUGUUGUGUCACAGAUAAUGCAGCCAAUAUAACAAAAGCCAUUCAGCUGCUGAAAUGGACACACCAUCCAUGCCUGGCUCACACCAUAAAUCUGUUUGUGAGAAAUGCUCUGAGGGCUAUAAAGCCCACUGUGGAUAAAGUAAAGGCCAUAGUGGAAUUUUUCCACAGAAGCACAGCAGCCACCCAAAAACUGAAAUCCACCCAACGGCAGAUGUCUAUGGCAGAGCUGAAGCUCAAACAGGAGUGUGUCACCCGGUGGAAUUCGGCAUUCCAUAUGAUCCAGCGAAUCCUGGAAUCUAAGGAUGCGGUUAUCGCAACAUUGGCGGUCAUCAACGCACCUGUGGCUCCUCUCAGCCAAGAGGAGUGGGAGGCUCUGCAAGAGGCCUGCAGCGUCCUGGAGCCCUUUGACCAGGUCACAGUGGAGAUCAGCGCAGAGAGGUAUGUUACUGCCUCCAAAAUGCUCAUACUGUGCAGGGGUCUUCAGAGGGUGACAACAGAGCACCAGAGCAGAGUCACCACAGCGUGCGUGAAGGAUCUGGUGAAUUCCCUCUCUUCAAGCAUGGACAAAAAAUUCCACCGGAUGGAAUACAAUGCAGUUCUGUCCGAAACCACCAUCCUCGACCCCCGCUUCAAAAAGGCGGCCUUUAGUGACAACAGAGCAGUCGACAAAGCCCUCCAAAUAAUUACCACAGCAGCAUCCAGGCAUAGGCAGUCAUCUCACCUGCAAGGGGGUCAUGGAGGAGAGGAGGGAGCAGCAGCACAUGAGCCGGAGGAGCCCCAAGCAUCGGCUGUUUGGAGGUUUUUUGAGGAGCGGGCAAGCGGAGACACUGCAACCAGGAAUCCUACAGCUGAUGCUAUUCUGGAGGUGAGGUCCUACCUUGAGGAGCCUCUUUUCCAGCGCAGUGCCGACCCACUGAGGUGGUGGGAGACAAAGGCACUGAUCUAUCCACAGCUCUCUUACGUGAUGGCACGUAGACUGUGCAUAGUGGCAACAUCCGUCCCAUCAGAGAGGAUCUUCUCCAAAACUGGACAGAUCAUAACUGAGAGAAGGAACAGGAUCAGCCCUGCCAAGCUUAGACACCUGGGGCCCUAUCUUGCAUCCGGCGCAAGUGACUUAAUCACUGGCGCAUGUGUCGUUGCUAGUUUACAACUGCCGCAGAGCGUUCUUUUCCCACCAGCGCCACUCGCCAGUAAAUUAGGGAUUGAUCAUGCGCCCCAAGGGGCGGUUCGGCGGAAGGAGGAGGCGUGUUCUGGCGCAAACGCUAUUUUGCCGUUGCUGAAUACCAUUGCGCUACUGACCAGGAAAUACCUGGUUUAAAGUCAGUGGCGCGUUGUUCAGAUGCUAU
Molecule: messenger RNA, 1495 nt
Organism: Gadus macrocephalus (Pacific cod)
Lineage: Eukaryota; Metazoa; Chordata; Actinopteri; Gadiformes; Gadidae
Product: E3 SUMO-protein ligase ZBED1-like
Exons: 2
Coding region: 1-1467 (488 amino acids)
Molecular function (GO): protein dimerization activity
Source: RefSeq, a predicted model, not a curated record